AUGCUCCUUUACAACAACCGGAGACUGUUGCGGCUCCUCUUGCAGCGACAGGGAAGCAUUUUCUUCCGGCCUGAGACGCUGCUGGCUGGAUUGGUACUUGCCGGACUUGGUGCCGCCGUCCAGCAUUCGAUAGAUAGUGGCUGGGAGUACGCUCCGAACAUCGAACACCAUUACGGCUUCCAGGCCGUGGGGGUUGGAGUUACUUUCGCCAUCGUCUUCCGAACCCAACUGGCGUGGGGAAGGUUCUGGGAGGCAGUCACCCAUCUCCACAUGAUGUACAGCAAGUGGAUGGAUGCUUUCGCACAGUUUCAGGCUUUUGCAGAGAUCACGGCGAAGGCAGCAUUCGAGGAGGGCGAUCGAGCCAGAGCCGACCUGCUUUGGCAGAAGCAGCUACGGAUGAAGUGGAACUUUGCCUUGCUCAGCGCCUUUGCAGCGGAAAGGCUUUCACGUGGAGACAACGAGCGUAUGAAGGACGAUGGCUUCGAGCGCAUACGCUCACGGAUUUCCAUGCGCGUCGAGGACGAGCGCUGCGCAGCUUCGCUUCCGAAAUUCGUGGAGAGGAGGCAUUUCAAGCGUGACAGCAUGUACGAUGCCUAUCCCGUCUUCGAGGUCCCCUCAAAGGACCAGCAAGAGCUGCUGGUGCGAUCGUACGACCACGUUGCCACAGUGAUGUACUGGAUUGUCUGGGAUUUAGCCGAUGCCAUGAAGCAUCUGGACAUUGCAGCGCCAAUCCAGUCUAGAAUGUAUCAGGAGCUGUCCAAUGGCAUGCUCGGCUUCUGCAACUGCCAAAAAGUUGCAGAUGUUCCAUUUCCCAUGCCUUAUGCACAGCUGCUUGGUUGGCUGCUGAUCGGCUUCUCGUGUUUCAUCCCGGUGUAUGUGACGAUAUUCACUGGCUCCUAUAUUGUUGGGCCUAUUUUGUGCUUCAUCCUCUUCAUGAGUCUUUGGAGCUUGAACGAGGUUGCCAUGGAGCUGGAAAACCCUUUCGGGCAGGAUGCGAAUGACAUUCCGCUCUUGGACUUCCACCUCCGCUUCACGGACGUGCUGGCAGAAAUUUGCCAUUCCAACCAUCACGCCAUGCUGUGCCAACCCCUAAUGGGGGUGGAGCUUAGUGCUGCAGAGGUCUGUCGCGCUUGGGUCUGA
Messenger RNA from Symbiodinium necroappetens, 1140 nucleotides. NCBI's taxonomy places the organism in Eukaryota, Dinophyceae, Suessiales, Symbiodiniaceae. The record is from the annotation of a GenBank genome assembly.